Messenger RNA from Numida meleagris (helmeted guineafowl), 4996 nucleotides. RefSeq names its product chromosome 1 C12orf40 homolog (gene REDIC1). The record is from RefSeq and is a predicted model, not a curated record. Bases 1899 to 4031 code for a protein of 710 amino acids. The transcript is spliced from 13 exons. NCBI's taxonomy places the organism in Eukaryota, Metazoa, Chordata, Aves, Galliformes, Numididae.
AGUCUGGCCUCGUCCCUUUGCCUCCCGCACCUUAAAUAUUUAUAGACAUUGAUCAGAUCCCCUCUGAGUUUUCUUUUCUCAAGGCUGAACAGUAAUUAUACUGAAGAGUUGUUAAAAUGUUACAAAUACGGAAAAUCUUCAGAGGUUUUUCUUCCUAAAACCUGUUUAUAACACACUGAGAAAGUCUACUUAUUCUCUAUUUCACUUCCUGGAGAAGUAGUUAAGUUCCAUGAAGCUCAUUAUUCACGAGCUUUUAAAAAUGAAUAAUGUCCUGCAGUUAUUUGAAAGUAUGGCAUCACUCCAAAACACAUUCAACUCAUUUGGAGUUUUCAAAUAUUGACAGUCAAGGUGCAAUGUUUAGAGUCUCAGGUCUUAUUUCAGUGUUUACUUUGCCUUCAGUGGAGAAGUAUUGUCGUAUUUUAUGACCAUUUGAAAUGGUGCUUUAGCUUUAUCUGGAGAAAUGAAUUCAAGGAGGGAAGAUUUCUUACAUUAAAAAUAAUUGUUUGAAGCUGCCCCAUCACUUUUCCUUGAUUCUACAAAGUGCUGUUACCUACCGGUUUCAAUUAAUCAAGCAGAAAUAAAAGCGUAGUUUUUUCCUUUAAAUCCAGAUAAUGAUGUGAAAGUGUAAGAGUAAGAGUAAUACCAAUACUAUGUUAGAAAAAAAAAAAAAGGAAAAAGGAUAUGAUUAUAUCAUGUCUGAAACUAUAUUUUAGACAUAGUAUUAAUACAUUAAACGUUUACACAGGGUGGAAAUACAAACUAAAUAGAAACUCAAAUGAGUUUAAUCUUUCAGUAUAGUCUGUCAUGGUGGUUGAAGUGUUGUGCAUAAUCAUGAACUUUAAAGUUUUCUAUGUAAAAUAUAUAUAUUUAUAAUCUAAUAUUGCUACAAUAAACAGUUAGGCUUAUUAAUUAGAAAUAUUUGAGCUAUCAUAACAAUAACACAUUCUGUCCAAUAAGGUUGUUCAGUGUAACUGGUUAUAUUUUAAAGAAGCAGACAUUUUCACUUUUCCAGUCUUCUAGCUAUGGAUUCUAUAAACACAAUAUAAAAAUUAAAGAAAAUACUUGGGUAAUUUUCAAUGUUAGUCUUUUAACAUCUACUUUACUCAUUGUUGUACCAACAGCUAUCCAACACUGGUACCUUGAAAAGUUAAGAUAAUUCAGUAUAGCAACACCAUAGCAGAUUUAUAUAUAAAAUUGUACUGGUGGUUUUGUAAGUGGCAGCAAGUUGCAGGGACAAGAGUGGGGGGAGCUGCAUUGUUCCCCAUUCAGCCCUGUCACCUCUCAUCCUUUCGUGAGGGUUUGCCAUUAUUUACCCCCAAAAACUUGUCAGGCAGCUCCAAGAAUGAGAGUGCCUGCUAGCAACAAAUGCUCACUGAUUCCCCAGCAUGCCUGGGGAAGGGCAGCAUGGGGAGGAGAGUGAUCAUCUCUUGCCCUACAAACUGUGCCAGUUGCAGUAGUGGCACUGCAGGCUGGGCCUGCCAGACUAAACAUCAGCUGCUCUGUAACUCACUCCAGCAGCUGUGAAUUUGACGUACACAGGACAGCAGAGAGACUUGCAAUUUCUUCGCAAAGGGGAAAUGGUUUGUGUCAGCAGACUCUAAGGGAAUGGCAGCGGCAGAAGAAGGGUAGCAGCAGCCAGACCAUUGCCUCUUCCUCAUCAGCCCUUUGCUGUCCUUGUCCUUCUGCUCUCUGUGUCACGCUGUCCCUCUUCUCUGCCAGCAUUGGGAGCAUGGAGAUCAGUGGCCCUGGUGCUGUUGGUUAGGAGCAGCCCCACACAGGGCCCCGCUUGGAGCUGCACACCCAGGCGGCGGCACACCGUCCUUGUGGUGGCCAUCGCCAGCUCUUCUCCUCCCCAGCACUGCCCGGGACAGCCCUCCCUGCUUCCUCAGCAGCAGAAAAUGAACUGGGUGGGUGGCAGCCGGAGCAGAGUCAUACUAAAACAGGAAAGGAGAAAGCAAAAGGAAUUCUUCGAAAAGAAAAAACUUAAAUCAAAGAUGAAGCUUCUGGGAGCAUCAUCUCCUAAAAGUUCAGCAGUCAGCUUAGAUCUCCUCAAUCUAUAUGUUGUUAACCAGAUAUCGACCAAAAAAGACAACAGUGGGAACCUGAAAAAGCCAGUCCACGUUGAUAUAACUGAAGAUGGAAAAGCACCUUUUAGAAGGAACAACCUAGAGCUUCCCAGGUCACCACUACGAAACCAAUUUACAGAACACUUAGAUCACAUCAAGAACAGGUUACAAGAGCAAGUACUGGACAGCAGAAGGCAGCAUCUCUUAGAAAAAGAAAAAUACCAGCAUAAAUUAACACAAGUAACAGAACUAACUUAUGGUGAACGUAUGGAACAUGAAGACAACGCAGCAACAACAUUUAGCACCUGUCCAUUGUCCCCUUCUAUAUUUUGGUCCUCUAACUGUGCACAGUUUUCAGAAGAAAAUUUCAACACAAAAUCAAUGGGCAACCCUUGGGAACAGACUUAUGAAGAUAAGCAAAAGAAACAGCCAGGAACCGUUUCUGACCAAGACCCUUGGAUUUCAAAUCACUCAAGCCAGUGUAUUUUCAGGAAGUCUGAUACAGAGCCUCAGGAGCUGCUUAAGCCAUUGCACAGGCUAGACUAUAUGAAUUCUGCCAGGAAAAAUCCAGUGAUAAUGACCAGUAAAGAACCAGAAAACACCGAGGGAAUAAAAGAACCAUUGUUUGGUGUCGUGAAAGAAACUGCAGAUCUGAGAGCUCCCCAAGACGAAAGUGAUUGUCCCUUUCUGUCACUGUUUGGAGAUGAGAGCCAACCAAUCUAUAAUAAACUUUCCACAAAGCGCUUUAAUCCUUUAGUGAACCAAAACACUGCUCCCAUUUUUCUCAUCGAUCCCGAUGAUAGAAAUCAAAUGACCAACAGAAACUAUACGUAUGACACUGGAGAGGUUCAUCCUGCAAUUAAUAUGAGAAAAAAUUCUGCAGAGAGACACCUUAAGGGCAUUUUCACAGCUCCAGAACAGGUUUUGUGUAAAAGCAACAAUGCGCCAUUUGCAAACUGCAAGAAAAACAGCCUCCAUAAAACUCACCUUCAGGACUGCCAUGAGGGACAGCUCUACUUAAGAUCUCCUGGAAGCAAAGAGAGACCUUCAACAUUUGAAAAAAGCGAGACGUACGCUCAUUAUCAUGAUCAGCAGAUUAAUUUAAAGGAGAACAUGCAGAACCAUUCAAGAAAUAAAAGAGACGAGCCUGUGAAAGGAUCAGUCUGGAAACAGAACCAGCUUUUUGAAUUGGAAGAGUUCGCAAAAGCACAACAGAAGGAGUACGACUUUGGAGCGAAUUCAAACCUUCACAAGACAAAACAGGCUCAUUUUUCAGAUGCGGAGUCACCACUCAGCAGCCUGUCUCCCAGUUACACUCCAAGGCAGACAGAAAGGUGCUUCAGCUCCAGUCCUGACAUGUCUGAAGAGGAAGACACAGCCAGAAAGAAGAAAUAUGUGGACAAGCAGCGCCACCAGACAGACAAUGCCAACCUGAUCGCAGCCUCCGCAAGCACAGAGCCCCCCAGGGCCUCUCACGAUGGAGUUCUGCCCCCCCAGCCCAGCAGCAGUGUGGGUGUGGAAGGAGACAGCCAUCUUCAGCAGAAACACUCCAUUUCACGCGCCAGAGAGGAAAAGAAAGAGCACUCUGCACCAUGUGAGGGCAGCUCGUUACACCAAGCCCCUAAAAGAGCGCAAGUCACACAGAGCUCAAGGUCCGAUGUUUGGGUGCAGACCGAGAGCCCCGGCCCUCAGUCAGGGCAAGUGGAUGCGGCCACCCAGUGUGACCCCACACGGGUGUGCGCCUGCGGGCGCUCCCUGCCCUCUGCCCGCAGCCCGGAGGGGCUGCAUCCUCCCGGCACCGCUGGAGGGCACAAAACGCCCGAGCAUGAGGCACUGCGGCCCGCAGGCAGCUCAGCAGGGACAGCAGCGCUCUCCUCUGAAGCGGAGUAUCUCACUUUGGCUGACAGAACAACGCUAGACAUUCUGAACUACAUCGAUACAAUGAAGGAGAGAGAAAAGCAGUGACCAGCUGGAAUGGCAUGGAAAGAAAUAGAAAGAAUGCUUCCAAAUUUUGUCCUGUUCCCAGUAGGUUUCACUUAACAGUAUGUAUUUUCAAGCCUGGCUAGAAAAAAUAUCUUUUGUCGUCUGAUUGCUUAUACAUUAUUACUAACUGUACAUCUUUGUCUAUCAGCUGCCAUCUCUGACUUUCUGUAGAUCUCAGACUGAUAUCAUAGGAUUGAUUUUACAACAGCUUAUCAAACAUAAACCUUAGGAACUAGAUUUGCUUUCCCACCUGUAGGGUUCUGUAGUUUGAAGGUGACUUUGCUUCUCCUGAAAGCAGGGGAAAGGUUUCAUUUCACUUCAAGGCACGUUUGCUGUGACUUAGUUCAGAACUGUUGUCAAAUUCUCACCCAUUUUAAGAUGCAAACCAGUGUUUGGUAUGUGUUUGUACUAAAUAUAACAAUGGAAAUAUGAAAAUGAAACAGAAAGCAGACAGCAGCACACAUAAGAUAAAAUGUAAUUUUAAAAGAACUAAUUUACUCAUUUUUAGCCAAAGAAAAUCCCACCAAAAACAAACAAAAAACACAGCAGAAAUGCUUAGGCUUCUUCCCACAGCAGACCUAUUGAUUUGUUCCCUGUUAACAAAUAUUUUACGUGUUUCUGCGUUUUGCCUGCGGGUUGAAAAUAUGAAAUUAUUUCCUCCUCGUUGCAGUAUUUGUGUGAGGCUACAAAUAACACCAAAUAAAUGUUUCUGAUAAUAGUGUCUCUAAGUUAUGUUCUUCCCCUUUCAAAAGAUUCCCAGUGAAGUUGGCCCCCUGCGUUGGCUGCCACCAUUUGCUCAUCCAUCCAUCCAUCUUUACACACACAUGCAAAGCCCUGGCACACAGUGCAGGAGCCGUGCCUGUACCGGGCCGGUACGUUGCACUUGUUCCCUUGGAGCCGUUGUCAGCAGAUUCACUGCCCUUAUUUCCACCAGGUCAGCUUCUUUU